This is a messenger RNA of Psylliodes chrysocephalus, 699 nucleotides long. The record is from the annotation of a GenBank genome assembly. NCBI's taxonomy places the organism in Eukaryota, Metazoa, Arthropoda, Insecta, Coleoptera, Chrysomelidae.
AUGUCUUUUUCUUUUACGUUAACUGGUAAUUCUUCAAUUUUAAGUUAUGAUUUUAACCCCCCAAUAUAUUUAGAUGAAAAUACUGAUUAUGAAAUAGGGUUAGUUAGUUUUAAUAGUUUUAACACAAUUCCUAAUAUUGAUAAUACAAAUAAUAUAUUUGUAUGGGGUGAAAAAAAUAAAAUGAAUAUAUUUAAAGUACCAACAGGUGCUUAUGAAUUAGAUGAACUUAUACGUGUUUUGAAAGAACAUAUGAAUGAUAUAGAUAAAAAUUCCGAAAUAAAAAUAGUUCCUGAUUUAAAUACAUCAAAAAUUUCUAUAUCAAGUAAUCGCAUAAUUUCUUUUAAUAAUACAAAUUCAAUUGCUGAAGUAUUUGGCUUUGGUGCUAAAAGACUUGAACCUCAUAAAACAUAUAUAUCAGAUCACCCUGUUAAAAUUUUAAAAGUGAAUUCCAUAGGCAUUGACUGCAGUAUUGCUGCAGGUUCCUAUUUAAAUGGUAAACCAGUACAUAUUAUACAUCAAUUUUUUCCGACAGUGCCCAGUGGGUAUAAAAUAGUCGAAUCUCCUCAAAAUAUUUUAUAUUAUCCCGUAAGCGUUAAGACGAUCAACAACUUAACUAUUAAAAUUAUUGAUCAAAGCAGAAAUCUAAUAAAUUUUCGAAAAGAAGAGAUUACAGUUACCCUUCACAUUAGAAAAGUAUAA